Cucurbita maxima (winter squash) is the source of this 1049-nucleotide messenger RNA. Its product is annotated as NADPH-dependent pterin aldehyde reductase-like. The transcript is spliced from 6 exons. Lineage: Eukaryota; Viridiplantae; Streptophyta; Magnoliopsida; Cucurbitales; Cucurbitaceae. Gene Ontology annotation, biological process: folic acid-containing compound metabolic process. The coding region runs from base 301 to 1023 and encodes 240 amino acids. Gene Ontology annotation, molecular function: oxidoreductase activity, acting on the CH-OH group of donors, NAD or NADP as acceptor. The record is from RefSeq and is a predicted model, not a curated record. Gene Ontology annotation, cellular component: cytosol.
ACAAAUACUAUACAUCAAACCUUAUUUAAAAAAAAUCCAAAUAACAGUCAUAAAUUUUAGGUCCACAGUCAUUGAAACUUUUAAAACUCUAAAAGUAAUCACAGUCAUAAAUAUUAGGUCCCAUCCUGUCAUUGAAACUUUUAAAACUCUAAAGUAAUCACAGUGUCUGUCUACGUGGUCAUAACACAGCCUCUAACCUCAACUUCUCACAACUUUGUCAACAUAAACAACAAAACUCUUCCAAAUCUCAUAUUUUCAGAUCAAAAAAUCGGAUCGCUUCACCAUCUCGGAGGAACAAAUAUGGACAAAGGCGACGAAUUUCAACCCCUCACAAUUCUGAUCACAGGGGUGAGCAGAGGGUUAGGGCGAGCCUUAGCGCUAUCAUUGGCAAAGCGGGGCCACACUAUCAUUGGCUGCGCUCGUACUCCCAAUGCCCUCCACUCUCUUCAAAAGGAACUCGCCGCACUCUCCCCUUCCUCUUCUCACACCCACUUACUCCAAAUCACCGACGUGACCUCAAAUGGUAGCGUUGAGGAACUAUUUCAAGCUGUCUUGGAAAGAAAUCUUGUUCCUGAUAUCCUUGUAAACAACGCCGGUGUGAUCAAUGAAAAGUCCAAGUUUUGGGAGAUUCCUCAAGAUGGGUUUGAUUGUGUGAUUGAUACGAAUGUAAAAGGGACAGCAAAUGUUCUUCGGCAUUUCAUUCCUCUUAUGAUCCGAGGAGGAAAAGGAAUUAUCGUUAACUUCUAUUCAAUGUGGGGAAGAGAUGGUGCUCCCAUGUUUUCUCCCUAUAGUGCCUCUAACUGGGCAAUUGAGGGCUUGACCAAAUCCAUAGCUUUGGAGCUGCCUAAAGGAAUGGCUAUUAUAGCACUUGAUCCUGGUAUUGUGAACACAGACAUGCUUGCUAUUAGCUUUGGCGAUUCAGCACCUGACUACCAAAAUCCUCAACAAUGGGUAGUAAAGGCGAGCACAAUGAUCCUUAGUUUUACAUCGGAAAAUAAUGGAGCGUCUCUCACUCUUGAAUGAGGUGGAGCUUGAGUGAUGAACUUCAG